This is a messenger RNA of Myotis davidii, 1599 nucleotides long. It is a transcript of the gene F7, whose product is annotated as coagulation factor VII. Gene Ontology annotation, cellular component: extracellular region. NCBI's taxonomy places the organism in Eukaryota, Metazoa, Chordata, Mammalia, Chiroptera, Vespertilionidae. The transcript is spliced from 9 exons. The coding region runs from base 33 to 1451 and encodes 472 amino acids. Gene Ontology annotation, molecular function: calcium ion binding; serine-type endopeptidase activity. Gene Ontology annotation, biological process: proteolysis; blood coagulation. The record is from RefSeq and is a predicted model, not a curated record.
CACCAGAAUGUCAACAGACAGGGAAGGACUCCAUGCACCUCGCCAUGUCUGCCCAGCCUGGUGGGCUGGCCCUCCUCUGCUUUCUGCUGGGUCUGCAGGGAUCUCUGGCUGCAGUCUUCAUCACCCAAGAGGAAGCCCAAAGCGUCCUGCACAGGCAAAGGCGAGCCAACUCGUUCCUGGAGGAGCUGAGGCCAGGCUCCCUGGAGAGAGAGUGCAGGGAGGAGCAGUGUUCCUUUGAGGAGGCCCGGGAGAUCUUCAGGAACACAGAGAAGCUGGCGCAGUUCUGGAUUUCUUACAACGAUGGGGACCAGUGUGCCUCAAAUCCAUGCCAGAAUGGAGGCUCCUGUGAGGACCAACUCCAGUCCUACAUCUGCUUCUGCCCUGAAGACUUUGAGGGCCGGAACUGUGAGACAACUGCCAUAUAUCCUGUCAACCAAGACAGGUGGGUAAACCUGACCUUCCCUACUUGCUGUUACGAAGACAAGAACAGCCUGCUGAUCUGUGAGAAUGACAAUGGGGGUUGUGACCAGUACUGCAGCAACCAUGUGGAGGCCAAGCGCUUCUGCCGGUGCCACGAGGGGUACACACUCCAGGCUGACGAGGUGUCCUGUGCACCCACAGUUGAGUAUCCAUGUGGAAAAAUACCUGUCUUGGAAAAAAGAAAUGACAGCCAACCCCAUGGCCGAAUUGUGGGUGGCAAGGUGUGUCCCAAAGGGGAGUGUCCCUGGCAGGUUGCACUGAUCCUGAAUGGGGAGCUGCAGUGCGGGGGCACCCUGAUCAAUACCACCUGGGUGGUCUCCGCCGCCCACUGUUUCGACGGAAUCAAGAGCCUGAAGAACCUGACGGUGGUAGUGGGUGAGCACGACCUGAGCGAGAAGGACGGUGAUGAGCAGGAACGGCGAGUCGUUCAGAUCAUUGUCCCCGACAAGUACGUCAGGCGCAAGACGAACCACGACAUCGCCCUGCUCCGCCUGAGCAGGCCUGUGGCCCUCACGGACUACACGGUGCCCCUCUGUCUGCCUGAGAAGGCCUUCUCCGAGAGGACGCUGGCCUUCAUCCGCUUCUCCACCGUGAGCGGCUGGGGCCGGCUCCUGGAAAAGGGCGCCACGGCCCUGGAGCUCAUGGCCAUUGACGUGCCCCGGCUGAUGACCCAGGACUGCCUGGAGCAGUCAAAGAAGGAGGCGGGCUCCCCAGUGCUCACGGAGAACAUGUUCUGUGCUGGCUACCGAGAUGGGAGCAAGGACGCCUGCAAGGGGGACAGCGGGGGCCCCCACGCCACCAAGUUCCAGGGCACGUGGUAUCUGACGGGCGUCGUCAGCUGGGGUCUGGGCUGUGCAGCCGAAGGCCACUUUGGGGUGUACACCAGGGUCUCCCAGUACAUCGAGUGGCUCCACGGGCUCAUGAGCGCAGAAACACACUCAGAAGGCUUCCUCCGAGCCCCGCUUCCCUAGUCUGUCAGGGCCGGCUCCGAGGAGCCUGCUCCUGGGACAUAAAGCUGCUGUUGCUUGGGUUGUCCUGGCUUCAGUCCUGUAAAUUCUUCUGCCCUUAUUGGGGUGGGGAGGUGGAGAGGGAGGAGAGAAACAGAGAGACCGAGAGAGA